Prorocentrum cordatum is the source of this 345-nucleotide messenger RNA. Lineage: Eukaryota; Dinophyceae; Prorocentrales; Prorocentraceae. The record is from the annotation of a GenBank genome assembly.
GUGAAGCACGUCGGUAAGACCCCAGCGGCCAAGUCCAAGAACCAUCCGCUGAAGAAUUUCAUCAGGGACAGCGGGAUGCCCAGGCGCCCACCUGAGCCUGGCGACGACCUCGACCAGGGCGUCGCGAAACUGUUCCUCCCGCCAGGCGCCUUCAUCUGGCGGUCGAACACGCAGGGCGCGUGGUGCACCAACACGCUGGGGAAGUACAAUUCGGCGAGCUGGGGGACCUACGGCUCGAGCUUCGAGGCGUUCAAGGUGGCCUUGAAGAAGUGCUGGACGGUGUGGCUCCAGCACCACGCCCUGCCGCUGGAUCAUUGCCCCGUGGAGGGCCUGUUCGGCCCGUAG